Messenger RNA from Penaeus monodon (black tiger shrimp), 2541 nucleotides. RefSeq names its product gastrin/cholecystokinin type B receptor-like. Gene Ontology annotation, molecular function: G protein-coupled receptor activity. Gene Ontology annotation, biological process: G protein-coupled receptor signaling pathway. The coding region runs from base 1048 to 2541 and encodes 497 amino acids. The transcript is spliced from 2 exons. The record is from RefSeq and is a predicted model, not a curated record. Gene Ontology annotation, cellular component: membrane. NCBI's taxonomy places the organism in Eukaryota, Metazoa, Arthropoda, Malacostraca, Decapoda, Penaeidae.
AAAAAGAGAGACAGAGAGAAAAAGGGGGAAUAAGAGAGGAGAGACGAAGAGAGGAGAGGGAUAAUUGGAAGGAACGAGACUUAAAAAAAAGAAAAGAAAAAAGAGAGAAAAAAAGAGAACAGACAGUCUGUUACUAAAUCAGGAAAAAUACGAGUUUUUUUUUCUGAAUAGGUGAUCUUCUUACACAAUUAGACACGUAUCCCCGAAGAAAAUCUCGACAUCACCCAAUCUUUUCCCUUCUGUUUCCCGAACGAAGGAAUAAGCAGAAAGCAGAGUGCUAAAAAAAUCGGAAAUAAUGACCGAAAAAUAGACUAGAGAAUUCGCAACAGCCAAUUUCCGCGAACAUUCCAGAAUUUUUCGAAUUCGCGCGCAAAUCCAGCCGAGUCGCGUGUUUCCAAGAUGGCGCCAAAGACGGCUUUCGAAAACGGACGAACGAACGAAAGAGAUAAAGAAAUAAUGCCAGUGAACUCUCUAACGCAUUCCUUAAGCCUUAUGGAACCUUUGAAAUACAUGAGUUUAUAUUCGGAGAUUAUUUGUACCAUUGCGUGAGAGAAAGAAAGAAAGAAAAAAAUUUGUGUGUGGAUUUCUUCCGUUAAUGAAUGUGCGAUCGUCUUUUGUUUUUUCCCGCGCUCGUUUAAUCUUUGCAUUCGAUCCUUAUAUAAAAAAAAAAAGACAAUGGCCGAGUACAAAUCAAAGGUAUACAGACACUCUUAAGUGACUUUUAAAUAAAGAUAUUCAGACUGGAUAACCCUCUCAAACCAAUCCUGAACUAAUAUGAAGCUAAAAGCAAAAAAGAGAACUUCUACCUAAACGGUGACCAAAAAAAAAAAAAAGGGUAAGGAAAUCGUGCUCAGAAAUUCGCCAAGAAAAAGAAAGAAAGAAAGAAAGAAAGAAAGAAAAAAGAAUUUACUCAUCUCCCCCAAAAGAAAAAAAUCCGAAUCAAGGCCAUGGGGAUCUCGCGAGGAAGUGGCGCGAUUCUUGCAUUCUCCUUCGUCAGCAGCAGCGCCUUUGGACAUGCUGACACCGCCCUGACAUGCUGACGUCGCCAUGAACGGGUCAGAGCAUCCCCGGCCGUUCGAGGCGGAGGACGUCGGCGCGGCCAAUGACACGGGGUCGCUGGCAGCCACCAACGCCAGUUUUUCGCUGUCAUCGGCUCCGUCCAGCGGGUGGGCGGCCGUGAGCCUGGCCACGCUGCAGGUGGGCGUGUUCGUGGUGGGCGUGCUGGGCAACGUGUCGGUGGCGGCGUCCGUGUGGCGGCGCGGCACGGGCGGCCAGCGGCAGCCGGGCUCGCACCGCCACUCGCUCCUGCUGUCGCUGGCGCUGGCGGACCUGCUGGUCAGCGUCCUGUGCCUGCCUGCCGCCGCCGUGCGCCUGCUGGCCCUGGCGUGGACGGCGCCGCCCGUGCUGUGCCCCCUGCUGGCCGCCGCGCAGAACACCGCCCACGCCGCCUCCACGCUGUCGCUGGCCCUGCUGGCGCUCGACCGCUACCUGUCCGUCCGCCGCCCCAAGCUGGCGCCGCGCGUGUCCGCCCUCACCGUCCGCCUGCUGGCGCUGCUGUGGCUGCUGGCCGCGCUGGCGGCGCUGCCCCGGGGCCUGGCGUCCCGCGUGCGGCCGCCGGGCGGCUUCUGCGGCGAGGCGUGGCCGGCGCCCUCCACCAGGAUCGCCUACCACGCCGCCGUGGCGCUCGUGGUGCACGUGCUGCCCUGCGCCGCCGUCGUGCUGUGUCACGCCGCCGUGGCCGCGUCGCUGCGGCGCCGCGGCCUGGAGGACACCCGGCUGAACCUGCGGCCGCGGCAGGUGAUCAUCAUGGCGCGCGACUGCAGCGUGGGCGGCGCCAACAACCACAAGAUCGUGGCGGCGGCGGCAUCGAGCGAGGAGGACUCGGACGCGCAGGAGGACGAGCGCGCCGCCAUGGACGUCCGCGAGGCCGCCCUGCAGGCCACGCGCGACGCCGGCCGCGGCAGGGGGCCGCAGCCGCCGCCCAGGGCCGCCGCGGCUAUGAAGCCGGCGCGGAACGUCCACACCAUCAUCCGCGCGCACCGCCGCAUGCGGCUGCGCGGCCCGCCCAACCCGCCCUCCAUCUUCACCUCGUACCGCGGCCACUCCGUCGAGACGCGGCGCCGCCUGGCGCGCCUGCUGGUGGCGCUGGGCGCCGUAUUCGCCGCCUGCUGGCUGCCCUACGUGGUAGCGCUGGUGGUGUGGGCGUGCCGGGACGCGCCCGCCACGCGCCACGCCCUCGAGGCCACGCUGGCGCUCGGCCACGCCCACUCGGCGGUCAACCCCGUGGUGUACUGGCUCAUGAACCGCGCCUUCCUCGCCUCCGUGCACCGCCUCCUGACCGCCCACCUGCGCUUCCCCAGCGGCCUCGCCUGCAGGGGCGGCUGCGCGCGCCCCGACUGCCUGGCGCGCCCGCCCGCGCCGCCCUGGGCCGGCAACUCGUCCACCAACGAGGACAACCUGGGCGCUUUCCACCCGAAGUACCUCAACCCGCACGCCCUCCGCCCGCAGGCGUCCCGCUGCACCUCGCACUACUUCCACUAG